Molecule: messenger RNA, 1930 nt
Organism: Jatropha curcas
Lineage: Eukaryota; Viridiplantae; Streptophyta; Magnoliopsida; Malpighiales; Euphorbiaceae
Product: UDP-glycosyltransferase 71K1
Molecular function (GO): UDP-glucosyltransferase activity
Source: RefSeq, a predicted model, not a curated record
ACUGUCACUUUUGGUAUAGUACAAAGAUAAGCAAGCUAUCAAGUCUCUCAAUAUUCACAGGAUCAUACAGGAAGAAACCAAAAUCAAGAAAUGAAGAGGGCAGAGCUAAUUUUCAUUCCAGCUCCUGGAAUUGGUCAUAUAGUUUCAACUAUCGAGUUUGCAAAAAUCCUCAUCAAUCAAAAUGAUCAAAUGUUCAUCAAAAUUCUUGUUAUGCGUUUACCCUUCACUCCUUUUAUUGAUUCAUACACCAAAUCUCUUACUGCCUCUCAACCCAACAUCACUCUAAUCGACCUUCCUCAAGUAGAUUUUCCACCUCUAGAUCUUUUGGCCCAAUCUGUUGAAAGCUAUGUUUGUGCAGUAAUUGAAAAUCAAAAAACCCAUGUCAAAAAAAUUGUUUCUGAUAUUGUAUCUUCAAAAUCUACCCCAGAUUCAGUUCCACUUGUUGGGAUAGUUCUUGAUUUCUUUUGUGUAUCUAUGAUUGAUAUUGGAGAUGAAUUUGGUCUCCCUUCUUUUAUUUUCUUGACUUCUGGUUGUGGUUUCUUGAGUCUAAUGCUUUCUUUACCUUCUCGCCAUGAGCAAAUUGGUAAAGAAUAUACAUCCUCUGAUUCUGAUUUCUCAAUUCCAGGUUUUAUCAAUCCUGUCCCUGCAAGGGUUUUGCCUGCAGCAGUUUUUAACAAAGAUGGUGGCUAUGAUGCUUAUGUUAAAGUGGCUCAAAGAUUCAAAGAUGCUAAAGGUAUUAUAGUUAAUACAUUUUUUGAACUUGAAUCCUAUGCAAUUGAGUUCUUUAACAGUGGCAGAAUCAAAACCCCUAAAGUUUAUCCGGUUGGACCGGUACUAAACCAUAAAGGGCAGCCUCAUCCUGAUAUGGAUUAUAAUGAGUGGAACAAGAACUUGAAUUUUCUAAAUCAACAACCUGAAUCAUCUGUGUUGUUUUUAUGUUUUGGAAGUGCUGGUGCUUUUAGUGCAUCUCAAGUUAAAGAACUAGCAUUUGGGUUAGAGCAGAGUGGGUACGGAUUCUUAUGGUCAAUGAGAGUUCCUCCAAUACAAAAUGAAGAAUCUAAAUUCAAGAAUCCAGAGGAAAUGUUGCCUGAAGGAUUCUUGGAAAGGGUAAGAGGAAGAGGAAAGGUUUGUGGGUGGGUUCCACAAGUGGAAGUUCUUGCACAUAAGGCAAUAGGAGCUUUUGUAUCUCAUUGUGGAUGGAAUUCUAUUUUGGAGAGUUUGUGGUAUGGUAUGCCUAUUCUCACAUUGCCUAUAUAUGCAGAGCAGCAGCUUAAUGCAUUUACUAUGGUGAAGCAAUUGGAAUUGGCAGUGGAGCUGAGAUUGGAUUAUAGGCUACAAUGUGAUAUUGUCAAGGCAGAGGAGGUUGAAAGAGCUUUGAGAUGUGUAAUGGAAAGGGACAAUGAAGUCAGAAAGAAAGUGCAAGAUAUGGCAGUAAUGGCUAGAAAUGCUGUUAUGGAAGGAGGGUCUUCAUUUAAUUCAAUUUCAGAGUUUCUUGAGGAUUUAGAAGGUAACAGAUAUGGAAAUUAUUAGGAAAAAAUAUUACUAUCACCGAUUUAAAAAGAUAGUCUACUAUUUAUUUUCACACGCACACUUAGCUUUUCUAUAAAAAUAAGGUAAUUUAACAAUGGUGUAGUAAAUAAUUCAAAGAUUAACUAUAAUACAGAAAAGAAAAAUAAACUAUAUUUCGAGACAAACUAAAAAUGAAAAAUGGAUUAUUUUUUUGGACGGCGGAGUAUUAUUUGCUGAUGUUAUCUUUUUUUUUCUUUUUAUUUUUUUUUAAUUAGUAUUUUCUGAUAUUGUCAAUUGCUUGUUUGGCGGUGAAGAUAAUGUCAUAUGCCAAACACUAAUUGACAAUAUAUUGUAUUUGGGAAUUGGUAUGGUACGUGAUCUUUUUGUUAUGAGAACGAUGAACAUGUGAUGUUUAUAAUAA